Molecule: messenger RNA, 6657 nt
Organism: Oreochromis niloticus (Nile tilapia)
Lineage: Eukaryota; Metazoa; Chordata; Actinopteri; Cichliformes; Cichlidae
Exons: 2
Coding region: 479-6073 (1864 amino acids)
Molecular function (GO): zinc ion binding; nucleic acid binding
Source: RefSeq, a predicted model, not a curated record
AGAGAGAAAAAGAGUUAACACGGUAUAAGCUAUACGCGGCAGCACGGUAGAACAGAGCCACACGGUUUUCCUACCGUAGUAGGUUAUUUUGUUGAGGAAGUUUUGAAGUUAAACCUGACCACUCCUGUAAGAUGCAAACUGUGGAAUAAAUUUUUGUUACAUCUUUUUACAACGGAGUCCCGUGGAGUUCUUUUCUUCUUCAAACUGACCUACGCGAGUGAAGCACGGGAAAACUGGUCUCACGGCUUGUACAUUUUGUAGGAAAACCCGCUCGUUGUGGAUUAAUUCAAGCGACUAAGAAGGAAAAAACCCAAGCUGCUGCAGCGACGAGAAACGUGAGUAAGUGGAGCUAAUUCACGAGGAAAAAAGUGCUGAGUCAUUGUGGAAGCUAGAGCGGUGAGCUGUGUGGUAGCUAACCUGCAUGAUUUUUGGAUGAUAAAAUAAGGAUUUUGUCGUUGCUAUUCGGGAAACUAAUACCAUGAACGAAGAAGAAGAAGACACUGUAGCAGAAAUGGAAGCUAGAGUGGUGAAAAUCACACCUAAAGCUAUGGAGGAAAAGCUGCAACGUGUUGUUAAUUUACGGAAGGCCAAGUUAGCCAAAUUAACAGGCACAGUGAAACAAGUGCGCCAGCUGAUGGAAAAUGAAUGUGAUGCCAGCCUAGCAGAAGCAACACAGUUAAUGAAGGAUUUUAAUGAGCGUUUUGGAGAGUUUUGUGAUUUGAACACAAAUGUUAAAGAGGUACUCCAGCAAAUGCCAGAGGAGGAUUUAACUAAAGACCAGGAAAAAUGGUUUGAACCUAAGGCUGAUUCCUUCAAGGCUUUUGCUGAGACAGCUUCGGCUUGGAUUGACAAAAUGGCCAUGCGCGCUGUGGAGGCUGAAAAAUGCAAUGAAGAUGUGAAUCCAUCUGACAGCAUAUCUAAUGCAUCUGUCUCAAAACGCAGUGAUAAGGCAUUUUCAGAACGUGGCUCCUGUGCAUCGUCAUCGGUGUCGUCCACACGCAUGAAGGCAGAGGUGGAGCGAGCUACUCUAUUGAUUAAGGCAUCAUCUUUAAGACAGAAACGCUUGCUGGAGGAAAGGGAGGCUAAGCUCCAAGCUGAAAAGGAGGAGUUAGAAAUACAAACAGCUCUAGCAGCAAAUGAGGCAAAGAUCAAGAUCUUAUCGGAAUAUGAAAGUCGUGCAUCCAAGGCAUCCAGUCGCGUAUCCACUCGGGAUGGAAUGAACUCCUACGUGGCAUCGCAUAGAGUUGGAAAUUUAUUUACUUCACAGCAGUCAAAUAGUCCUUCCCCCACGCGAGAAAGACAAGCACAGAAGAAGAACAUUCUCCAAAAUGCACAGCAAGCACACACUGUUACCUCCCAGCUACCACAGACACCAAGUGCUUUACAGGAUGUGGUCGAAGUGCUAACUAAGCAGCAGAAGUUAGCUACGUUGCCCCCGCAGAACAUUUCUGUGUUUAAAGGGGACCCAUUGGAGUAUCGGCUGUUCAUGCGAGCAUUUGAACAUGGUGUGGAGGAUAGAACAGAGAGCGACAAGGAUCGAUUGUACUACAUGGAACAGUACACAAGUGGGCAACCACGAGAAUUGAUACGGAGUUGUCUUCAUAUGGAACCUACACAAGGAUUUCAAACGGCUAAGAGACUGUUGGAAGAGCACUUUGGUAAUGCCUACAAGAUAUCAGUGGCAUACAUUCACAAGGCUCUUAACUGGCCAACCAUCAAGUCAGACGAUGGAGAGGCUCUUCACGCUUUCGGCCUCUACCUUACUGGAUGUCAUAAUGCAAUGAUGGAUGUGGAGUACAUGGAGGAGUUGGAUAACACGGCCAACAUGCGUGCUAUCGUUUCCAAGCUUCCGUACAAGCUGAGAGAAAGGUGGAGAACAUUUGCUUGUGGGGUCCUAGACAAGGAAAAACGCAGAGUCAAGUUUGCAGAUCUGGCGGAGUUUGUCAAUAAGCAGGCCAAAGAAGUUUUGCAUCCAUUGUUCGGCGAUAUAAAGGACAGCACCUUAAAGGUCCAAGUUAGAGGGCAAGUGGAUGAGAGGUUGCAAAGGAGAAGUGGAAUCAGGAAAGGACUCACCACAGCUGCAACUAUCACCACUACACAGGACGUACCCUCUAAAGAAAGGAACAAGGUCAGCGGAAAUCAGGGGUGUGCAUUUUCCAAACCCUGUCUCUUCUGUCGUGGUGAAGAGCACACCAUGGAGCAGUGCAAGAGGAUGAGGAAGUCACUUCAUAAGGAAAAGAUUGAUUUCAUGCGAACGAAAGGACUAUGCUUCAGCUGUCUUAAGCAGGGACACAUGAGUAGUUCGUGCAAAGAAAAGGCAAGUUGUCAGGUUUGUGCGCAACUGCACCCCACAGUGUUACACAUGAAGACUAAGCCCAAUGCUACAAGCAAAAGGGCAGCUCCUGAAGCGGAAUCAUCAGAAAGAGAAGACCAAACAGAGUCAAUCGUGAAUGGAUUUGUUGAAAUGGAAGCACCUGCUCACGAUGCAGAGAAAACAGAGCACAUCUUGGCAAUAGUUCCAGUCCAAGUGAAACCUAAAAGAGGACAAAAGGUGACACACACUUAUGCUUUUCUGGACCCUGGCAGUACUGCCUGCUUUUGUACUGAAGAGUUAAUGCAUGAGCUUAACUUGACUGGCAGGAAGACAAACAUUUUGCUGAAAACGAUGGGAGAAGAAAAGGUCGUCAGUAGCCACAUUGUGUCUGGGUUGGAAAUAAGCAGCUUAGACAGUGACGACUUCUUUGAGUUGCCAGAAAUGUACAGUCACAGUGACAUUCCUGCUUCUGCCGACAAUGCUCCUUCUCAAGACUACGUGAACAGGUGGACCUACCUUCAGCAGGUGUCUAUACCUAGGAUUGAAGCAAAGAUUGGACUGCUAAUCGGGGCUAAUGCGCCUAAAGCUGUCGAACCUUGGCAAGUUAUAGCCAGCGAGAAUGGCGGUCCAUAUGCCGUGAAGACAAGGCUCGGUUGGACCAUCAGCGAACCCCUCCAAGGAAGCAGUUCUCAAAGGGCAGCAUGCGGACUGAUUCAGGUUGCAGCAAACCGUAUAUCAGUUAGCAAGUUGGACGAACUCUGGGACCAGCAGUUUAAAAGUGACUUCCCUGAGUGUGAAAGAAACGAGAAGCAAGAAAUGUCAAGAGAGGAUUUGCAGUUUCUGGAGAUAGCGACAGAGUCAGCUACUAUUGUGGACGGACAUUACAGCAUCGCUCUGCCAUUGCGGAACAAGCGCAUUAAGAUGCCCAACAACCGCAAAGUGGCUGAGCAACGUGCCUUACACCUAAAGCGGAAGUUGGAGAGGAAUACUUCAUUCCACGCAGAAUACUCGGCUUUCAUGAGUAACAUCAUAACCAAAGGUUACGCAGUGAAAGUGCCGGAAAAGGACCUUGGUCGUGACAAUGGAAAGGUUUGGUACCUACCGCACCACGGAGUUUACCAUCCCAAGAAACACAAGCUUCGAGUGGUCUUUGACUGUGGAGCAUCGUAUAAAGGCACCACCUUAAAUGAUCAACUGUUACAAGGACCAAAUCUGACCAGUACCCUUCUUGGGGUAAUUAUCCGAUUCAGACAAGAAGAAGUGGCCAUCAUGGCAGAUGUGGAAGCAAUGUUCCACCAAGUAAAGGUGCCUGAUGAAGAUUCUGACCUUCUUCGGUUCCUGUGGUGGACAUCUGGUGACAUUACUCAGAAAAUGGUGGAGUACAAGAUGGUGGUUCACAUUUUCGGUGCAACUUCGUCACCAAGCUGCGCCAGCUUUGCUCUGCGCAAAUGUGCUGAAGACAACCGAGAUCCAGCCAACAGCCAAGCGGUCGACACAGUGCUGCACAACUUCUAUGUGGACGACUGUUUGAAGGCUGUGAGCUCAGAAGAGGAAGCCAUACAGUUAUACCACACUCUUAGAGCUGUAUGUCAGAGGGGUGGAUUCAGGCUCACAAAAUGGAUAAGCAAUAGCAGAGCAGUUCUGUCUGCUAUUCCAGAAGAAGAAAGGGCAUCAGAGGUUAAAGAUCUCGAUCUGGAUCAGGACAAACUUCCCAUUGAGAGAGCGCUGGGAGUCCAGUGGUGUAUUCAAUCUGACAGCUUCAGGUUCAAGAUUGUAAUGCCGGACAGGGCACCCACUCGGAGGAACCUCUUGUCCAUUGUGAGUUCUGUCUACGACCCACUGGGUAUCUUGUCACCAGUCACACUUCAAGCGAAGAAGAUUCUGCAAGAGCUUUGCAGGAGAAAGGUUGGCUGGGAUGUCAUCAUACCUGCGGACCUAGCUCACAGGUGGCUCAAGUGGAAGACCCAGCUCCACCAGCUAGAGAACAUAAGCGUUCCAAGAUGCUUUAAACCUGUGGGCUUUGGAGAGUCAGUAUACAAUCAGCUGCAACACUUUGCUGAUGCCAGUGAAGAGGGCUACGGUACAGUAAGCUACUUGCUACAGAGGAACAGCCGUAACGAAGUCUACUGCGCAUUCAUGUUGGGAAAGGCAAGAGUGGCCCCACUUAAGCCCAGAUUCCGUACCUUUGUUGCUAACCGUGUGGAUGCAAUCUUGAAAUGCUCCAGUCCAGAGCAAUGGAGGUAUAUCAGCACCUCACUGAAUCCUGCCGACUUUGCGUCUAGGGGGCUCCAAGCAGAGAGCUUCAUGCAGUCCCACACAUGGUUACAGGGGCCGGACUUUCUCACCAAACCCAUGGAAGAGUGGCCAGAAGAGGUGCACCCAGCUGAAGGCCUGACUAUAGAUGACCCAGAGGUAAAGGGUAACCUGGUGUGUGCUAGUACAAUCAAGGAAUGUGAAGAUGUAGUGCUGGAGUUCCUGCAGUACUUCUCAUCCUGGUUUAAGCUUAAAAGAGCAGUGGCAUGGAUGCUUAAAGUCAAGAGCAUUCUGCUGCAACUGUGUCGCAAAAGGAAGGAGUUGAGUUCUGUUAAAGCUCAACCUGUAGUCGAGAGGGAUAUGAAAGGUUUCAAGGAUAGCCUGUUUCAAGGGGACACCAAUAAGCUAGCUGUGGAGAACCUUGCCAAGGCUGAAGAAGCAAUCAUUCGCUACUGUCAAAGGAAGACAUUUCCCAAAGAGAUCACCGCGCUUUCUAAAGGUCAAGGGGUAAAGAGGACUAGUAGUCUUUUCAAACUGAGUCCAGUGCUUGAACAAGGCAUCCUCAGGGUCGGAGGGCGACUCAGCAGAGCGGCUCUACCAGAGGAGUCUAAGCGGCCAGCAAUCCUGAACAAGGAUCUUCACAUCACAAAGCUUAUCCUUAGAGAAAUACAUGAGAACUUGGCUCAUUGUGGUCGCAAUUAUGUUAUCUCCAAGUUGAGAACAAAAUUUUGGGUACCCGGUGCCAACUCUGCAGUAAGAAAAUUACUCGCUAGGUGUAUUGCCUGCCGGCGUGCGCAUGGAGUUGCAGGACAGCAGCAGAUGGCCGACCUACCCCGUGACAGAGUUCUGCCAGAUGACCCUCCAUUUACUAACUGCGGAGUGGACUACUUUGGUCCGUACGAGAUCAAACGUGGCAUUCAGUGGACAUUCAACCCUCCCUCAGGACCCCAUCAUGGAGGGGUCUGGGAGAGAUUAAUCAAGUCAGUGAAGAAAAUCCUUAACGUUACCUUGAGGCUGCAGACACUGGAUGAAGAGAGCCUGCAUACACUUCUGUGUGAGGCAGAGGCCAUUGUUAAUAGUCGGCCAAUAACCAAAGCGUCCAGCGAUCCAAAUGAUCUGGAAGUACUCACUCCCAAUCACCUGUUGCUGCUCAGGAACAAACCAUCUCUUCCUCCCGGACUGUUCGACAGGCAAGAUCUCUACGCAAGAAGAAGAUGGAAGCAAGUGCAAUACAUGUCGGAAAUAUUCUGGAAACGAUGGGCAAGGGAAUAUUUGCCGCAGCUUCAAGAGAGGCAAAGGUGGACCCGUCCAUCUCGCAACUUUUUGGUUGGAGACAUUGUGCUUAUUGUUGACGAUACAGCCCCACGCAACUCUUGGAUUACAGGGAAAGUAAUCCAUACCAUCUCGGACAAGGCAGGAAUGGUGCGGCAGGUUAGGAUCAAAACCAAAACGAGUGUACUGGAAAGGCCCAUUACGAAGAUUUGCCUUCUGCAGGAAUCGGACUGACGUAAUCAACUGCAGAGACUGAAGUUUGUGUACUUUGGCUCCACAAGUUUAAUUUGGUAAUUGUGUAAUAGAGUCACAAUUAGGGGCCGGUAUGUGGGAGCCAAGUUAAGAUAGUUCAUAUGUUUAGUAUUUAUAUUUCGCUGUUGUUAAGCUUGUUUGUGUAAUUAAUAAUUUAGGAAGUAAAUGCAUGUUUAUGGUGGAACUAAAAUUAUUUUAUUGCUGUGUUGGUUUGGUUACGUAGUAUCAUGAAUACAUGUGCCUUAAAGACUCGUGUUUAUAGUAAAAUCUGGGCAUCACCGAUGUAUGCAAAUUAGCGCAUGCGGUGCGGGAGGGGGGAGAGAGAAAAAGAGUUAACACGGUAUAAGCUAUACGCGGCAGCACGGUAGAACAGAGCCACACGGUUUUCCUACCGUAGUAGGUUAUUUUGUUGAGGAAGUUUUGAAGUUAAACCUGACCACUCCUGUAAGAUGCAAACUGUGGAAUAAAUUUUUGUUACAUCUUUUUACAACGGAGUCCCGUGGAGUUCUUUUCUUCUUCAAACUGACCUACGCGAGUGAAGCACGGGAAAACUGGUCUCACGGCUU